Molecule: messenger RNA, 720 nt
Organism: Parastagonospora nodorum SN15
Lineage: Eukaryota; Fungi; Ascomycota; Dothideomycetes; Pleosporales; Phaeosphaeriaceae
Exons: 2
Coding region: 1-720 (239 amino acids)
Source: RefSeq, a predicted model, not a curated record
AUGGCUGAAGACUUCAGGAAAGGGCAAGACGACUCCGAGUUGCCCCCUCUCGACGACAGACUCGUUGCAUCAGCAGCUGCAAGGCUUGAUGCUGAUAAGAUUCCCCAUGUUCUCUGGGGUAAUUACAUGUUAACUAUUUUUGGCAUUCCAACCGUAGUCGAUGGCAUCGACUUCGUUGUUGACGUCGAUUUUAUCGACGCUGCCUAUGACACUCUUCAAGGUGCCGGUUUCAAAAAGUGCAGUUCAGAAGGUUGCAUCGGCAACAAGACACUUUCCUAUGCUCCAACCCCUUACGCCCAUCUCCACAUCACCGAAUCCGAACGGCUAGGCCUUUAUAAAAGAUCCGACAUUCUGUGGCGACUCCCAAAUUUAUCAAACGUGGACGGCGCAUGCAUAACUCUAGCAUCUGAUCCUAACCAACUACCCGGACCAGACGUCCUAGGGAGAGGAGGGCGAUUCCGGCAGGGUUUACAUCCAGUGCGCGUCCCAACCGUCUCUCAACUAGUUCAGGCACUGCUUUUGCUCGCAAAGAAAGACCAGAAUACGUACGGAGGAUACUGGAUGAAUUGGAUCAGCUACAUAGUAGAAUUCUGCUCCGAAAACGGCGUCUUUGAUAAAAGCCAACUGCCCGGGAAUUACAAGACCUAUAUCAACGCUUUCCUUGAGGGCGACCACACAUCGAAAGACCAGACUUUUGAAUGUAUUGGUCUUACUGAGUAG